AUGUUUACACCGCCAACAACAAGAAUGCCUGCAACUGGAAAUGGAAAACGAAGUAUGGAAGAAGUUAUGGUUCGAGCAGCUGAGCAUGCGAAAAAAGAAGAGACAUUCCAGAAAGGAGGUUUUGAGUUUAUAUCGAGAGCUGGACAUAUUUUAGAAUCACAAUGUCAUCAUUCAGAAGGAAUUGGAGAAGAUAAAUGUUUGGUAGGUGUUUUCAAAAUUCUUUUUUAUUUAGAAAAACAAUAAGGCGAUUCUCUUUUCAGAAAUGUGUAUAUAAUCGCGAAUUGAAGCUCGAAGAAUUGCCUGAAAUGGUUUUUGCCCGAAAUAGUUUAACAAUCAAAUUUGGCAAAAAUGGAUCGAUUGAAUUCAAUGCAUUAGAUGCUCUCAAAAUGGUAAUCGAUGAUAAAUUACCCGAUGUUCAAGUUGGAGCAUCGAAUGUUUGGCAAAGUGCCAGAUCGGAAAGAAUCAAGCAGAUAACAACACAACACAAACCAUUUGAUUGGACAUUUACGACCAAAUAUCGGGGAACUGUCGAGAAUUGUCAGGUGAGAAAGACGGGGGUUUGGAGAAUAGGUAGACUGGGCCAGUUCUCGAAUUUUGGGUUCCUGAAUCGGACCAAUCUAGAUUUAG
Messenger RNA from Caenorhabditis angaria, 627 nucleotides. The record is from the annotation of a GenBank genome assembly. NCBI's taxonomy places the organism in Eukaryota, Metazoa, Nematoda, Chromadorea, Rhabditida, Rhabditidae.